Messenger RNA from Salvia splendens (bonfire salvia), 1583 nucleotides. RefSeq names its product gibberellin 20 oxidase 1-D-like. NCBI's taxonomy places the organism in Eukaryota, Viridiplantae, Streptophyta, Magnoliopsida, Lamiales, Lamiaceae. The transcript has 2 exons. The record is from RefSeq and is a predicted model, not a curated record. The coding region runs from base 134 to 1264 and encodes 376 amino acids.
CAAUUUUAGUUGCUGCUCUGUGUUGGGGAGACCUAUAAAGAUUACAACAUUUGCUCUCCAUUUUCCACAUUCAAAACGGCCUUGGCUUUUCCCCCAUCCCCAGAAUCACUACUCUCUCUCUCUCUCUCAACUAAUGACGAUCAAUUGCAUGAUUGCAAGCGAGCCCUCGAUGCCUCAAUCCGCCGCCAAAAAGCAGCCUCUCAUCUUCGACGCCAAGCUGCUUCAGCACCAGACCACCAUCCCGCCGCAGUUCAUCUGGCCGGACGACGAGAAGCCCUCCGCCGACCUGCCGGAGCUCGACGUCUCUCUGAUCGACCUCCGCGACUUCCUCUCCGGCGACCCCGCCGCAGCCCGCCGGGCAUCCGACCUGGUCGGCGAGGCCUGCCGCAAGCACGGCUUCUUCCUCGUCGUCAACCACGGCGUCGACGAAUCCCUCGUCGCCGCCGCCCACCGCAAGAUGGACGACUUCUUCCUCCAGCCGCUGCACGAGAAGCAGCGCGCUGCCCGCAAGCUCGGCGAGCACUGCGGCUACGCCAGCAGCUUCACAGGGAGAUUCUCCUCGAAGCUGCCGUGGAAGGAGACGCUCUCCUUCGAGUACUCCGCCAAGAGCGGCGACGACCACAUUGUGGAGGACUACUUCACCAACACUCUGGGUCAAGAUUUUGCACACUUGGGGAAAGUGUACCAAGAAUACUGCAGCUCCAUGAGUCGUCUCUCCCUAGGGAUAAUGGAAUUAUUAGGGAUGAGCCUAGGAGUGGAGAGGUGUCACUUCAAAGAAUUCUUCGAAGCAAACGAAUCAAUAAUGAGACUAAACUAUUACCCUCCGUGCCAGCGGCCCCACGAGACACUAGGCACGGGGCCGCACUGCGACCCGACCUCACUAACCAUCCUGCACCAAGACUCAGUGGGCGGGCUGCAGGUCCACGUGGACGGGCAGUGGCGUUCCAUCGCCCCCAAUGUUAACGCAUUCGUAGUCAACAUUGGGGACACCUUCAUGGCCCUCUCCAACGGCCGCUACAACAGCUGUCUGCACCGUGCCGUCGUCAACAGCACCAGCUCUAGAAAAUCCCUAGCCUUCUUCCUCUGCCCCGACAAAAACAGGGUGGUAAGGCCUCCGCCGCAGCUCGUCGACGCCGCCUUUCCUAGGGCGUAUCCGGAUUUCGACUGGGCGGACUUGCUCGAGUUCACACAGAAACACUACAGAGCCGACAUGAAUACUAUGACAUCAUUCUCCACGUGGAUCAAUGAUCGACGUGUCCACUGAGUCUCAUCUCGUUUGAAAUCGAAACAAUAGUAUUUUGUUUUUCUUUUUCUUUUUCUUGAGAAAGGAAUUAAAUUAACUGAGUUGAAAUAGAUUGGGGAAAUGUGAAUAAUGGGGAUAAGUUAAGUUACUAUGAACGAGGCCAAUUUUGUAAUUUCAUAUGUUGUAAUGGUGUCCAAUAUAGAGAUCCAUCAAACAAAAUUAAAAGGUAGUAGUACUAGUACUUCAUAGUACACAAUUAUAGAAUAAGGAGUAUUUUCACUUUUUUUAACAAUUGUAUUAUACUCCGUGCAUAUAUAUACACUUGAUAAUUAACGUGUUA